UCUUUAUCUAUUUAAUUAUUUUAAUAUAGAUAAAAUCUUUAUGGCGAAAUCAACCAAACAGUUAGCAAGACUAUAGUUUGAAAUUUCUUUCAGUCAACUAACAUCAUUUAUGUGACGCAAACAUUCCUGCAUGUUAGUGUAAUGUACGUUGGAAGUGUACAAGUAAGAUGGAACUGGGUUUAUUGAGAAAGCGUCCACUUGAGGAAUCUCCUUCCAGAAUUAUUAAGAAGCAGCAGCUUUCAAAUAGUCAGAUAUUCUCAUACCUUAUUGUUAUCGACUUUGAGUCAACUUGUUGGGAAAAUGAUAAAUACAGUCCUCAAGAAAUAAUUGAGUUCCCGGCUGUGCUACUUAAUACUAAAACUGGGCAAAUAGAAAGUGAAUUUCAUUAUUACUUACAACCUACUGAACGACCAGUACUGAGUGAAUUUUGUAAACAGUUGACUGGAAUUAAACAGGAAUUGGUAGAUAAUGGCAUCCCUCUAUACAACUGUCUUCGCAAGUUUACAGGAUGGUUGAAUAAGCUGAAUGAAGAUAAAGGUGUUAUUUGUGCUGAUGACAACCCGAAUCCUGAGGGUGCUACUGUUGCUGCCUUCCUCACUUGGUCAGAUUGGGAUCUAGGAGUUUGUCUUCUGUAUGAAGCAAAAAGAAAGCAAAUAAUGAAACCAUCUGUUCUCAAUCGAUGGAUUGACUUGAGGAAAACAUACAAGGAUUUUUACAGUCGUAAACCUGAUGGCUUAAGCGGAGCGCUCAAAGACUUGGGUAUUUUAUUUGAUGGCAGGGAACAUUCAGGUCUUGAUGAUGCCCGUAAUACAGCCAAAUUGGCUUGGAGGAUGAUUUGUGAUGGAUGUAUUAUGAAUAUAACCAAAGUUAUUAAGAUGAACAAUGUUUCUACAUCUUUACAAACAAAGCCUGCAUGUUCAAAUGUACCAAAAACACAUUUUCAAGGAGCCAAUGUUCCAUUUCCUAUUGCACUUGAUAACGACCAAGCCACUAAUGUAAAGUUGUCAAAAGAUCAUGAUCAUCAUCAUCAAACUAUGUCAGAGUGUAUUGUGAUACCUCAACCUAAUGACUUGUAUCUUUCAAAAAGGACUGUUUUAACAAACUUGACAUAUGCCAAUACCUCAAAAUAUAGUAUGACAUCACCAAGUAAGGAAUUUUGUCAAAUGAAAAAGAAAAUGUUAACAGACUCAACAAACAUCAUAAACUCUACCAAAUCUUCAAAUAAAGCUGUUUAUCUUUCCAAUACAAGCACAAAGAAAACAGAAGCAGUUAAAAUCAACCAGUUCCAAAGCAAAUUACCUGUCCUGAAGCCUGACUUGAAUGUACAGAAAGCUAAGAUUCAGACAAUGGACUCAUCAGUUAAGACCCCUCAGUGUUUUCACAGUUCUGACAGUCGAAUGAGUACAAGCAAGACAAAAGACUCACUCACAUCUCACUUAGCAAAUUCUCAUUCUUUGGAAAGGAAUAAUUCAAGCAUGCACCAUUUAGAAGACCACUCUACUCCUACAGGUGUGCUUAAAUUACAAACCUGUGCUAAUCCCAGGCAGAUCUUUAAUCAUACAUUUCAUCCGUCUUCUUCAUUUACAGCCAUUAAGUCUAAAUCUAACAAUGUGUCUUUAUCCGAUUUCAAAACUCCUACAAGCAUCAGGAAAUCUGUUACUGUGCAAUCAGCAUUCAAACGGCCAAUGUCCAUUUGUACCUCUGACAUGAAGAGAACGCCUCCAUUGUGUUCAUGUGGCCGCAGAUCAAAGAGACGAUUGGUUCAGAACCAGGGCCCAAAUCAAGGGCGCUGGUUUUUUACGUGCUCCAUAUCUUCAUUCCAGGACAAAGCAAAAAGUGGAUGUAAAUUCUUUCAAUGGGAAAUUCCUUUAUUAUAAAUAAUGUUCGCUAUUCUUACAAUUUUGCAUCAUAUAAAUUAGUAAACUGUAUCUUUGCUGUAAAACUGAUUAUUUUCAGAUUUCACAGCAAUUAUUUGUAAGAAAAAACUGGGUUAUAAAACUGCUUUUGUUUUUACAAUAAAAUGUUUAUUUUUUAGCAAUAGUUAAUUUGUAAAAUAAAGUUUUAAAUAAUUUGUAUGAAUGUAUAGGAAAACUGGUCAGUUCAAUUGGGUGACAUCAUAUGACACUUGUAAAACUGUUAAAAUGGUUAGUUUAAUAAGAUUUAGUGUAUAUAGUGUUUAUAACUUUUUAUUUCAAAAUGACUCACAUAGGUGGCCCUUAUGUAAGUUGGGUUCAUUUCUUAUCAGCCUGUGAACCAUAAUACUGUUGUUGUUUUUUACACUUAUAGAUUAGAUCAUUUAAUUUAUUACAUCAUCAGUUUGUGUGCAGGAUUUAUUAAAGUAAAAAAAAUGACUGGUUUAAAAUACAAAACUUAACCAUGCACUACUGUUAAAGACUUUGAUUAACUCUUUUUCUCCAUAAUUAUUUACCACAUUCUGGUGGAAUCAACGCUGGUAUCGUCAGUUAGGAGAGAAAGAGUUAAAUCUUGCUAUUUAAAUUUUUAGCUUUAUUUGUAUUUCAAUGAUUUGCAUCAUGAUUUGUAAACGAAUAUGCAUUGAAAAUGUCUGGCUUUAAUGGAUGUAAACACAUAUUACAAGUUUUAUGCAAACUGUUUUUAGUAUUGUGCAGAAAUAAAGGAAUUAGGAAACUGAAGUUUUUAAAAAUA
Molecule: messenger RNA, 2664 nt
Organism: Biomphalaria glabrata
Lineage: Eukaryota; Metazoa; Mollusca; Gastropoda; Planorbidae
Product: ERI1 exoribonuclease 2-like
Exons: 10
Coding region: 168-1877 (569 amino acids)
Biological process (GO): exonucleolytic trimming to generate mature 3'-end of 5.8S rRNA from tricistronic rRNA transcript (SSU-rRNA, 5.8S rRNA, LSU-rRNA)
Molecular function (GO): nucleic acid binding; zinc ion binding; 3'-5'-RNA exonuclease activity
Source: RefSeq, a predicted model, not a curated record